AAAAAACUGUGGAAGUAAUUGCAGUCCAACUCCUCCAAUCCAACUACAGGUCCUCGUCGCGAAAAAAUCUUUGCUUAGAAACGUCAAAAGUCGACCAUCCAUCCCAUAGCUCCCAAUUCGACAUAUAUUCUCUUCCGGUACACUCAUAUCUGCAUAUCAUAUCGAGGUUGAUCUCCGAUUUUCGCAACCCUUCUCCCAACCAAACGAAGAUGAAGAGAGUUUUCGGAGUUAAGAAAAACACAGAACCUCCUCCCUCAAUUCAAGACGCUUCGGAUCGGAUCAAUAAAAGAGGUGACACUGUGGAUGAUAAAAUCAAGAGGCUGGAUGCUGAACUUGCUAGAUACAAAGAACAAAUAAAGAAAACCAGACCUGGUCCAGCUCAAGAGGCUGUCAAAGCUCGAGCCAUGAGGAUUCUCAAGCAAAAGAGGAUGUAUGAAGGUCAGCGUGAUAUGCUCUACAACCAGACAUUCAACCUAGACCAAGUAGCGUUUGCUUCUGAGGGGAUUAAAGAUGCUCAGCAAACAGUGACAGCUUUGAAAUCCGCUAAUAAAGAGCUGAAGGGAAUGAUGAAGACUGUGAAGAUUCAAGACAUUGAUAACUUGCAAGAUGAAAUGAUGGACCUGAUGGAUGUUAGUAAUGAAAUUCAAGAAACCCUUGGUAGAAGCUACAGUGUUCCUGAUGACAUUGAUGAGGAAGAACUAAUGGGUGAGCUUGAUGCUUUGGAAGCGGACAUGGAGAGUGAAGGGGAUGGUGUCCCUUCAUACCUUCAGCCUGACAAGGAGGAGGCUGAUAUGUUGGGUUCAGAGCUUAACUUGCCAGCUGCACCUACCGGCCAUGCUCCUAUAGCUAACAAUCAGGGUGAAGAUGAAUUGGGCUUACCUGCUGUACCCCGUGCCUCACUUCGUGGCUGAGCUUGCCACCUGUUACUACUACUAGUACAUUACUUAGAACCCAUCAUUAUUAUUUUUCCUAAUGUCAGCAAGAUAUAGAUGCGCAGCGUACAGUGUUUCUUUGUUUGGUGGUAUUCCUUAUGGAUCAGUAUGUUGAUGCCCCGUUGAUAUGGACAACUAGUCUGGUACUUCUGCAUUCUAUUCUUGUUAUAAACACAAGCACAACCGUCACUCCCAGUUUAUCCAAGAGGAUGAAUGCAUGUUAUCACGUAUAUAUUCUUUUCUCACUUUAAAGAAUGUUCAACAGCUAAAACAUACCGUAGAAAGAAACCAACAUGACGAAAUAUGAAG
Cuscuta europaea is the source of this 1241-nucleotide messenger RNA. Lineage: Eukaryota; Viridiplantae; Streptophyta; Magnoliopsida; Solanales; Convolvulaceae. The record is from the annotation of a GenBank genome assembly.